This is a messenger RNA of Stereum hirsutum FP-91666 SS1, 2453 nucleotides long. RefSeq names its product OPT oligopeptide transporter. Gene Ontology annotation, biological process: transmembrane transport. Lineage: Eukaryota; Fungi; Basidiomycota; Agaricomycetes; Russulales; Stereaceae. The record is from RefSeq and is a predicted model, not a curated record. Bases 81 to 2453 code for a protein of 790 amino acids. Gene Ontology annotation, molecular function: oligopeptide transmembrane transporter activity. The transcript has 29 exons.
GCUUAUCUGCUACUUCUUGACAACUUCUUAUCACCCGAGAAUAUACCAAACAAGCUGUAUCUAUAUAGAGCAUUGCUCAGAUGAGGUCGAUAUCCUCGCGACUUCUGAGCCCCCUAGGAGCACUCAAGUCCGACCCCGAGAUGGACGCCUUGCCCAAGGUCGAAGGUGUUUCGCCUACUGCUGGUUCGCUUGACGAGAAGGGGUCUCUCAAAGAGAAGGGUGGGUUUGCUCCCGACGAGUUCGACGUCGCUGUCGUCGGCGAUGUAUAUGAGGAUGUCCGGGCUAUAGACCUCGGAGAGAAUGGCAAGGAAAGACCCAUUGAAACGGACGUUGAUUGGUCUCUACGCCUGAUCUCGCUUGAGGACGAUCCAAGUCAACCCGUUUGGACCUUCAGGCUCUGGUUUCUAGCCGUCGGAUUUUCCUGCUUCGGAGCUGUGCUCAGUGAAAUAUUUAACUUUCGCCCUCAACAGGUGUACGUUUCACAGCUUUUCCUCCAGAUCGCGACUUAUGUCACUGGGAAGAUCAUGGAAGAGAUCAUACCUGGUCCCGGAGCUCGAUACAAGAUAUUGCGGACAUCGCCCACAGCGUUCUGGCGCUUUAUGAACCCUGGGCCCUUCAAUAUCAAGGAACAUGUAGGCUCUUUAAUCAUGGCGGCUGCCGCGACACACGGUGCCUUGGCGAUUAGCAUAUUUGCCGCAGACGACUUGUUCUAUAACACUGAGCCUAAUGUCGCUAUCGCUAUAUUCACACUUUUGGGGAGUCAACUACUUGGCUAUGGACUCGCAGGAAUGAUGAGAAGCUUUUUGGUAUAUCCCACCUAUUGUGUCUUCCCCAAUGUCCUUCCCACAGUUCAAUUGUUUGAUGUGCUUCAUCGGGGACAAGACAACAUGCUGCAGAAGAAAAGACUGAGGUUCUUCUGGGCCUUGUUUAUAGGCAUCUUUGUCUGGGAAUGGUUCCCAGAAUACAUCGCUCCUUUAUUGACGGGUAUAUCUGUCUUCUGCCUGUCACAUCAGGACAGCGCUUGGGUGACUCGAGUGUUUGGUGGCGCCUCUGGAAAUGAAGGUUUAGGUCUCUUCAGCAUUAAUCUGGACUGGAACUACGUUGGCUCCGGGGGAUCUGCCUAUGGCGCCCUCUUCCAACCUAUUCAGACUCAGAUUUCGAGCUAUAUCGGCAUAGUCAUCUGUAUUCUCGCAUUCUGUGGGGUGUACGCUCGCAAUGUGUGGAAUGCACAGAAUUUCCCAUUUUUAUCACAGCUCCUUUUCUAUGAGAAUGGGACAGAGUACAACCAGACCUUGAUAUUAAAUGACGACUACUCGUUGAACGAGGAGAAGCUCGCUGUUCAAGGGCUCCCUUGGUUCGCUGCCACACAGACUGUCUCCAAGAUCGGAGCUGCCUUGUCUUUUGGCGCUACCAUCACUCACAUCGGACUAUGGAACGGAAAACAACUAUGGGCCGCCUAUAAACAAGGUCGGAAAAAUAGCAUUCAGGACCCUCAUUUCGAGAAGAUGAAGGUCUAUAAGGAAGUCCCCAUCUGGUGGUGGCAACUGGUUUUCGUCGGAAGUGUCGCCAUGGGAAUGGCUACGAACUACACCGGUGGAUCCGAACUUCCGUGGUGGGCCUAUCUCAUUUCUGUUGGAUUUGCUGCCGUCUUCUUGCCUAUCAUUUCUACUCUCUAUGCUGUUAUUUGUUAUGUGCCCGGUACAGAGGAUGUUGCUAGGAUGCUCAUCGCCGGUCUUGUCCCUGGAAACACUCGAGCAAACAUGUACGGGACUUUAUACGCAUACAAUACCACGGAGCAAGGAAGGUCGAUGACACGGGAUAUGAAGAUAGGCCAGUACACCAAGCUCCCUCCCAGAGUGACGUUUACCAUGUACAAUAUUGACCCGACAUUUAUAGCACUCCUCAACUAUGUCAUAAUGAAGAUCGUCAUCGACGCAAACCGAGAGAUCUUACUGUCUGUUCAAGGAACAAACGUCUGGUCAGGCGCUUCUGUUCAAUCAUUUAACAGCGACGCUGUCGCCUGGGGUGCAUUGGCCAAGCAAUUGUACUCUCCUAGCUCACGAUAUGGAAUUGUGCCUCUUUGUAUUUUGAUUGGACUAGCCAUCCCUCUCCCAUUUUGGUACCUACACCAGCACUAUCCAAAAGCUCGUUUGGAUGGUUUCAUCACUCCCAUGGUAUGCACACAAAUAGGGUAUUUCUCGACUGGUAUCAGCUCUGCGACUUUCAUGACCUUCCUCCUUUGUAUCGCCAGUCAAUAUUGGAUCCGCAAAUAUCACCCAAGAGCAUUCCGCAAAUAUAAUUUUCUAGUCAGCGCGGCUUUAGACGGCGGGACCGAGGUGAUGGUGUUCGUUUACAGCUUUGCAGUCGGAGGAGCGGGAGGCAAAGUGAUCCCCUUCCCUACCUGGGCUCUCAACCCCACGGGUAACCUAGACUACUGUAAACGUUUGACGUAG